CUCCAUCUCUUCAAAAACUCCACUUUGCAGUUUGCACUAAUUCAUAACCCAAUCAACAAAUCAAAGUAUCAUAAACAAUGUUCUUCUUCUUCGUAGGAGGCUUAGAGCAGCAGGCGAGACAGGUAUUGAAGAGCGGGGCAGGGAGGUGCAUUGCGUGCGGAUCACGCGCUGACCUCGUCGAUUAUGAAAAGGUUCUCAAGUUCUUCUUUGUUCCGGUGUGGAGAUGGCCGGGAAAAGAGCCGGUGAUGUACUGCAACAAUUGCAAACUCUUCUUCCCUCAAUCUCUAACUCCUCCUCCGCCGUCAUCCACGGCUGAGGUCCCGGACGUUCUUAGGUGUCAGUUCUGUCGCCGGGAAGUGGACGGCGAUUUCCGAUUCUGUCCCUUCUGUGGUAAUGCACUGUGAAUGAAUAUUCUAUAUGUAAUAACAGACGCUUCAGGGUUUGAAAUACUUUGUAAUUAUGUUACUCUUCUUGUCUUG
Messenger RNA from Solanum verrucosum, 479 nucleotides. RefSeq lists its product as uncharacterized. Lineage: Eukaryota; Viridiplantae; Streptophyta; Magnoliopsida; Solanales; Solanaceae. The coding region runs from base 78 to 404 and encodes 108 amino acids. The record is from RefSeq and is a predicted model, not a curated record. The transcript has a single exon.